CGCGCUUUGUAGUAGAGGGCGGGUGAGAGUGAGUGGGAGGGUUUGCGCGCAACCGCUCCACCAGGAUUGGGAUUGACAAGUAGCCGUUAGCUCGCUGGUUCUACUACCCGACUAUUUGAAUGGUUUAGCGGCGGAAAGCAAAGACGAACUGGGAUGCGAUUAUCAUAAAAGAAGGAAAAAAAAUCGAGUGACGUCUCAUUUUAUUGAUAAACAGAAGCCACACUGAACCAAGGUGAGAGGCUCAGCGUGUGCGGGAGAGAGUGAGAGAGGGUGAGAGAAACUGAGAGAGAGCGAGAGAGCAGCCAUGGACCAGCAGAGACAGAGAGCUCUCUCCACCUCCGGAGAAUCGCUUUACCUCGUGCUUGGACUCGACAAGAGCGCCACAACAGACGACAUCAAGAAAUGUUACCGGAAACUAGCAUUGAAGUUUCACCCUGACAAGAACCCAGACAAUCCGGACGCAUCCGAAAAGUUUAAGGAGAUCAACAACGCGCACUCCAUCCUGAGCGACGGCACUAAGAAGAACAUCUACGACAAAUACGGCUCGCUGGGGCUCUACGUCGCCGAGCAGUUCGGAGAGGAGAACGUCAACACCUACUUUGUUCUGUCCAGCUGGUGGGCAAAGGCCUUGUUCGUGUUCUGCUGCCUGUCCACAGGCUGUUAUUGCUGCUGUUGCCUGUGCUGCUGCUGUAACUGUUGCUGCGGAAAGUGCAAACCUCGGCCGCCCAUGGACCAGGAGCCCGAGUUCUACGUGUCCCCCGAGGACCUGGAGGCCCAGAUGACCGCUGACGAGAGAGAUGGUGUUGGAGAGCCCAUCGUGAUGCAGCCGUCCUCAGCCACAGAAACCACCCAGCUCACCGCUGAUGCCCACCAAAGCUACAGGACCGACGCUUACUAAACACGCACACACACACACACACAUAUUAGAGACACAGAAAACACACACCUUACAAUUAACAACAGCAAACGUUUCAAUCAUUAAUACACACAGAUCCUGCUCUACCACAUCCCAGGACAAAUGCACACACACAUUCUCAACACUUUCAUGUCUGUCCCUCUGUGUUUUUCUCUGUUCCUCUAACAUAAUAACACACACACACACCAGCAAAUAAAACCUUCCAUUAGUCAGUUGAGCCUAAA
This is a messenger RNA of Gymnodraco acuticeps, 1140 nucleotides long. It is a transcript of the gene dnajc5ab, whose product is annotated as DnaJ (Hsp40) homolog, subfamily C, member 5ab. Bases 305 to 898 code for a protein of 197 amino acids. Gene Ontology annotation, biological process: regulation of synaptic vesicle cycle. The transcript is spliced from 5 exons. Lineage: Eukaryota; Metazoa; Chordata; Actinopteri; Perciformes; Bathydraconidae. Gene Ontology annotation, cellular component: membrane; intracellular membrane-bounded organelle; presynapse. The record is from RefSeq and is a predicted model, not a curated record.